AUCGCUCAAACGACUCGUAGGUGGUCGUCAGCGGAUAUCGCGUCCUGCAUUGGUACGAGACGUUCGUGUGGAUACCGAACGUCAUCGCCUUCGUCGUGAUGGUUGCUGUCAGCGGGAAACACAUCGUCGACGCGCCCCUCUCCGGAACGACGCCCGUGUAUGGGUCUACCAUCAUGACCUUCGGGGCGACGCUUACGGCCACUGUCGUGAGCUGGGCUACGAUCUCGGCGGACUACGGCGUCUACCACGACCACACCGCAAGCAGCUGGCGCAUAUUCAUCUAUACCUACCUCGGAUUCGUCGUCUCCAGUAUGCCAGUGCAGCUGAUUGGCGCAUCGCUCGCUGCCACUGCUGUCUACAUGCCAUCAUGGCGUGCGGGCCUAGGAAACGGCAACAACAUCGGAGGGCUCAUUGCUGCCGUUCUUGAACCUGCGGGCGGCUUUGGCAAAUUCCUCCUCGUCCCCCUGUCGCUGACUGCGCCCAGUCAGUGCGCGCCGUCGAUGUAUACGGUGUGCACGAGCUUCAUGACUAUAGGGCGGGUGUUCCAGCGCCUACCGCGGUUUGUCGUGGCGAUUCUCUCUACAGUAAUCCUCAUUCCUGUGGCAAUCGUCGGCUCCACUCGGUUCUAUGCUACGUUUGCCUCGAUUCUCAGCUUCAUAGGCUACUGGCUCGCGCCGUUCUUUGCUAUCGUCCUCGUAGAGCACUUCUUCUAUCGCAAGGGGCGCUGGUCCUCAUACGACGUCUUUGAAGCGUGGGACCAGCCGGGACACCCGAACCUCCCGCGAGGAUACGCUGCGGUCUUCACGUUCGUCGUCGCCAUCGGCGUCAUCGUGCUCUCCAUGGAGCAGGAUUGGUGGACGGGACCCAUUGCUGCUGCCGGGACCGGAGACGUGGGGAUGUUGCUGGGAUUCGUUGUUUCGAUCCCAGUGUACUUUUAUGCGCGAUGGGCAGAGAAACGGUGGAUUGAACCACGUGUAUAAGUGUCCUACCCCUGCAAUACCUACCCCGUCAAUGCCUCCUGAACCGCGUACUGGGAGUGACCUCUAUAAACACCACAGUCCACGACCUGCGCGACAGUCUCCGUUGCAGAUCGUCAAGCCAGCCAGGGAUGCAGCAACUCGAGGCGAACACAGCACGCGUGCACGGCUGAGUCGAGCUGAGCUGUCGUUCUGGGGUUGACGUACCAACUCUAUUCUCGAGGUGAGGUCGGUGCCUCGUCGAAAACGAUGUAUACUGCCGGCGCGAUCGAUGAGGCUAAAUCGGGAGCAUAUUGACAGAAUCUCAGAAAAUAGGAUCCGCGGAGGCC
This is a messenger RNA of Fomitopsis serialis, 1306 nucleotides long. RefSeq lists its product as uncharacterized. The transcript is spliced from 5 exons. Gene Ontology annotation, biological process: transmembrane transport. Bases 99 to 980 code for a protein of 293 amino acids. Gene Ontology annotation, molecular function: transmembrane transporter activity. NCBI's taxonomy places the organism in Eukaryota, Fungi, Basidiomycota, Agaricomycetes, Polyporales, Fomitopsidaceae. Gene Ontology annotation, cellular component: plasma membrane. The record is from RefSeq and is a predicted model, not a curated record.